AUGAGUCGAUUGCAUCUUUUGCGCAAAUCAGGCAAUGCCGCUGCUCGCCGUUGUUAUACAACCGAAGCUCCUUCUACCUUUUCGAAUCAGUCCAAAUUACCUCGGUUACCUAUUCCCGAGCUCCAUUUGACAGCUGCACGCUACAAGCGCAGUUUAUUGCCUUUGCUAUCUGCCUCUGAACAUGCGGAUGUAGGUAAGAAGGUGGACCGCUUCUUCAAGCCGGAUGGGUUAGCACAAAAGUUGCAAUCUCGCCUCCACCAACUCGAUGAUCAAGAGACAGCAAAGGGAUUGAAUUGGUUGGAUCAAUUGUGGCUACAAAAGGGCUAUUUAGAAUACCGUAUCCCUACAUUGAUCAAUGUCAAUUGGUGGAAUCAAUUCCGUGAUCCUGUUACUGGAUUAGGCCAAGGGGCUCAAGAUGGUCAAGUAACUGAUUUUCAAUUGAAGCGAUCUGCUGGCAUGAUUGCUGGUUUGAUUGAUUACUCUAACCGCGUCAACAAUGAGCAGAUUCCUCCUGAUGUGUCUCGUUCAGGUCCCUUUUGUAUGCACCAGCUCAAAAAUAUGUUUGGCACAAGCCGUAUUGCUGCUUCAGGUACUGACAGAGUAGUGACUCAAUGGCCUUGCUUGGCCAAGCAUAUCAAUGUGAUCUACAAGGAUCAAAUCUUUUCAGUGCAAGUCAUUGGCCCCAACGGAGAAACUGUGCCUGUAAAGACAUUGGAAGCUCAGCUUAGAAGCGUAGUGGAUCAAGUAGAAAGCACACCCAUUGAGCAACGUCAAGCUGCUGUUGGUGUGCUGACUACUGAACAUCGUGAUACUUGGGGUGCUAUUCGCGAAGAGAUGGAAACUCAGCCUACCAAUGCUAAAUCUCUCAAGAAUAUCGAUGACUCCAUCUUUGUUUUUUGCUUGGAUGACUACAAAUCUCCAUUAGACCUUGAUCUGUCUCACCGCAACAUUUUCCAUGGCCGCAAUGGCAAAAACAGAUGGUUUGACAAAGCACUGCAGUUUAUUGUAGAGAACAAUGGCCGUGCUGGUAUCAAUGGCGAGCAUUCUCCUGCUGAUGCUGUCAUUCCCUCUAGAAUUGUAGACGACGUUUUGUCAAAGGAGCCAAUUGAAGGAAUCAUGUCUGAUGCCGCUAUCACCAACUUGAAAAAGCCUACACUUCUCACUUGGCAGGUAUCCAGCAAAUUGGGAGACGCUAUCCGUACAGCUGAGCAAAAUGCAUCUACUCUGAUUGAUGAUUUGGAUAGCGUUCUGCUUCAUUAUCCUGGAUAUGGAUCCAACUUUAUGAAGCAAGCCAAGGUCAGUCCUGAUGGCUGGCUCCAAAUGGUUUACCAACUCGCUUACUUCAAACAUUAUGGUACACACUGCCCUACCUAUGAAUCUGCUUCUACCCGUAAGUUCAUUGCUGGUCGUACUGAAACUGUGCGCAGUUGCUCCACAGAGACUGUUGCAUUUACAAAAGCAUGGCAAGAUAAGGAUGUCAAGAUCUCUGACAAGUUGGAUCUGCUCAACAAAGCCAUUAGUAGCCAUUUAGAAUACAUGAAGGCAGCUAGUAACGGUCAUGGUGUGGAUCGUCAUCUGUUAGGCCUACGUUGUCAAAUGACACCUGAGGAAGCUGCCUCUGAUGAUGCUGCCAUCUUCCAAGACGAUUCUUACUGGGGAUCUCAAUACUGGAAACUGUCUACUUCAAAUACGUCUCCUGGCGAUUUGGCUUGGGGUGGGUUUGGUGCAGUCGUUCCUGAGGGCUAUGGUAUCAAUUACGCUAUUGGAAAGGAACGUGUGCGUAUGAGUGUCUCUUCUUGGAACCACUACAAGGAAACGGAUUCAACUGCUUUCAGAAAGACCAUUCGUGAUGUCUUGGAUGAAUUUGGCGAUGUUGCUGAAAGAUACCUCGUUCAAAAAUAA
This is a messenger RNA of Mucor velutinosus, 1902 nucleotides long. RefSeq lists its product as uncharacterized. The coding region runs from base 1 to 1902 and encodes 633 amino acids. The record is from RefSeq and is a predicted model, not a curated record. Gene Ontology annotation, molecular function: acyltransferase activity. The transcript has 8 exons. NCBI's taxonomy places the organism in Eukaryota, Fungi, Mucoromycota, Mucoromycetes, Mucorales, Mucoraceae.